AUGACCCAUUCUGGAUUUAUCUUGGCAGGAGUGACGGCAAUGACCAGUACCAAGUCAAUGGCAGCAUUAUCGAGGGCGAAUCUUCCCAUCCACGUCAACGACAGUGUGAUUGUGGAACUGACAGAGGAGAUACUGGAGGAGAGGUCCGCCAAGUUUCUACACUGUGCUGUCGACAUUAUCACCGACCCUUCAAGACGUCUUCUUCUCCACUUCCUCUCUAUAGACAUAUCCAAGGACAACUUGACCCCUGACAGGCUACACAUAUACGACUACCGAUUGGGUGGCGAGGUGAAGCAGGUGACACCUGUGAUGGGUCUAUUUGGCGUGUACGAUUCCUACUUUAAGGACACAAGCCCGGGGGUCAUGGAUUACAAAUCCUCCCGUAAUAAACUCCGCCUGGAUUACAUGGGCAAGCCAAACCUUAUUUAUAGCGGUUUCAGAGUGCUCAUUACGUCAUUUACAGACGCGCAUAAGGAUGACUGUGAUCGUCUACAUCACCACUGCGGGAGGACCCAAAUUUGUGUACCAUUGUCAGUCAUGUGUGACACUGAGUAUAAUUGUGGCGACGGCGACCAGACCGACGAAAAUACCUGCCACCUGGUGGUGGACUCUGAGUGGAAAGGGGCGGAGGCUACCAUUACAGCUGUGGUAGCUGCUGGUGUUUCCAUAUCUCUUUUCCUUCUGGUGAUUGUUGCUGUCUUUUGUUACCUCAAGAAAUACAACAGGAGAAGCUAUAUUAGACAACAAAGUGUCCAAAUGUAUGCCAAAAGAAAGGCCAACGGGGACUGGACAAUCGGGAAUAACAUCGACACGUUAGGGGUCACUAAGAUAUACGCCCCGCCCACUUAUGAGGAUGUCGUUAGAAAGGACGAGAAUGAGGAACCUCCCCCUGCAUAUGACAUCGUGUCUACACUACCCCGUUCAGACAACCAGGGGUCACCAUAUUCAGUGCGGUCAAUGAAUAGGGUAACAGUUGUGUGUAUCGAACGUCCCUGCGAUAACGACAAUACAGAAAAUCAAGAAGAGUGCCAAACAGAAUCAGUAUGUGUUGUUGCUCCUGAAGAAGAACAAAAUAAAACGAAUGUAUAUCAAAAUGUCACUUCUUGCCUUCAGGAAAAUACUUACCCUGACAGUGAACCAUUGAUUAGUGUCUCAGAUAAAAGUGUUUCUAAAUCCGACAAUUGUUCCCAGUCAAGUUCUUCCGGUCACGAGCAGGAUUCUGGGACUUUCGCUGAGGAGUGCUCUCAGGAAAGUGGAAGCAGCAACUUGGAGGAGGAUUUGAUAUCUGUUACAUCAGAUUUUCAAACGACAAACGAUAAGGAUAACAUCGACAACGGUACUUUAAAAAUGGGAGAUAAAACUCCAGACUACUCUAAUCGGAUAUGUCUGAUGAACUGUGAUGAUAUUGAAUAUGUAGACACGGUGGAUGACAUGAACGGGAACAAAGUGUAA
Messenger RNA from Ylistrum balloti, 1452 nucleotides. RefSeq lists its product as uncharacterized. The record is from RefSeq and is a predicted model, not a curated record. The coding region runs from base 1 to 1452 and encodes 483 amino acids. Lineage: Eukaryota; Metazoa; Mollusca; Bivalvia; Pectinida; Pectinidae. Gene Ontology annotation, molecular function: protein binding. The transcript is spliced from 5 exons.